UUUAGCUGGAGCCCUGGAGCUGGAGUAAGCACGAGCUGGAGAAAGGACAGUAUAAAAUAAAUAGCUUUUCUUAUUUCAUCUUCCCCUCAGAGUUCACUCAAAAUAACUGAACAGAAAUGCAAGGAAAAAUUUAAUGUUGAAGUAUUAGAAGGAACUUAUAGUCUUGAAUUUUCAUAGUUCAAGUACAAGACACGUGAAGUCCUAGAUAACAGUUUAUAUACAAUAUCGUAUUAAAUAAAUCAAUUCAAAGACAAUGGGAAAACUUCGUAAAAAGGGAGAAAGUGGUGCAGCAACUCUUUACAUUGCCAGAAAUCAGGCUUUAAACAAGUUGCAACUUAGUUUACCAGACUUCAGGCGUCUAUGUAUUCUGAAAGGAAUAUAUCCAGUUGAACCAAAGAACAAAAAAAAAGUUAAUAAAGGCAGUAGUGCCAACAGAACAUAUUACUAUGUUAAAGAUAUUCAGUGGCUUGCACAUGAACCUGUGUUGAACAAGUUUAGAGAAUUCAAAUCAUUUUUGAAAAAGCUAAAACGAGCCAUAGGGAAAGAAGAACCAGGGACUGCAGAGCGCCUUGAGGAAAACAAACCAGUUUAUACUCUUGAUCACAUUGUGAAAGAAAGGUAUCCAACAUUUAUUGAUGCUGUCAGAGAUCUUGAUGAUGCUUUAUCAAUGGUUGUCUUAUUUUCAAGUUUACCACAAACAGAUAAAAUUGAAGGAAAAGUUGUUAAAGAAUGUAAAAAAUUGUACGUGGAAUUUCAACACUACGUAAUUGCAUCAAAGUCAUUGCGGAAGGUGUUUUUCUCAAUCAAAGGAAUCUAUUUUCAAGCUGAGAUCUUUGAUCAUCCAGUUACAUGGAUUAUGCCAUACACAUUUUGUCAAGCUAUGCCUGCUGAUGUUGACUUUCGAAUAAUGCUAACUUUCAUUGAGUUUUAUAAAACAUUGUUAGGAUUCAUCAAUUUCAAACUGUUUAACUCUGUUGGCUUAUUUUACCCUCCAAAGCUAACCAAUGUAGAGAUGAAUUCAAAACAUUCUGUUUGUGGAGAUUCUGAAAUGGAAGAAGAAGGUAUCGCUGCAUUAAGUCAAUCUUUGUUGAAACUCCCACAAGAAUCAAAUGAUGAAGUUGAACUGGAUCAGUUCCCAUUGGAGACAGAGGAUGAUGAACAGUUGCAAAAAGCAAGAAAGGAACAGGAAAAUAUCGGAAGAUUACAAAACCUUUUUUCUAAUUGUAAAAUAUUUUUAUCUCGUGAAGUUCCCAGGGAUUGUUUGGUCUUUAUUAUAAGGAGUUUUGGCGGGAAGGUUUCCUGGUCAAGUUCCCUCGCUCUGGGUUCAACUUUUGACGAAACAGAUGAAGAAAUAACACAUCAGAUAGUCGACCGACCUUUACAGGGGCGCAAAUUUUUGUCCAGAUAUUAUGUACAGCCUCAAUGGAUUGCGGACAGUGUAAACUACCAGAAAUUGCUACCAGUCGAGGAUUAUUUUCCUGAAGUUGACCUCCCUGCACAUCUUUCGCCUUUUGUUAAAGAAGAGGAAGGAGACUACAUCCCACCGGAAAGACAAGCAAUGUUGGAUGAAAUGAAAGAAAAGGUGGCGCCUGAAAAAGAAGAAAACAUCGAUAAGAUAUCACAGACGCCAACUCUCACCAAAGAAGAACGAAACCUUGCAAAAAUGGUGAUGCCAAAGAAGAAUAAAAGACUACUCGAGAAAAUCGAAUAUUCCAAGAGGAAAAAAUCUUCUAUGGUGAAGAAAUUGCAAGAUAAAAGAAAGGCAAUUGACGAUCAGAAAUCAGUAAAGAAAGUGAAGAUAAAGUAAUCCGUAUUUACAACCCAAGAAAAGAAUGAGUUCAUAUGGUUAUCAUCUCAUAACGUGGUUUGCUUGACUGAAUGAAGGUUUUAACUUUUUGAAUACAUACGUACCUUUUUCGACUAUUUUAUGAAAUAUAAUACACAUCAAAAAUAUAUUUCAAAUACUGUAUACUACGUAAUAUAUUGUUAUUGCCUUUGAAAAUCAGAAAAUGUAUAAAGUCCUCUUAAAUGAAAAUUCAUUUAAAUUACCGAAAUUUCCUUCAGAGAAA
Molecule: messenger RNA, 2069 nt
Organism: Xenia sp. Carnegie-2017
Lineage: Eukaryota; Metazoa; Cnidaria; Anthozoa; Malacalcyonacea; Xeniidae
Product: pescadillo homolog
Exons: 16
Coding region: 254-1807 (517 amino acids)
Biological process (GO): ribosome biogenesis; maturation of LSU-rRNA from tricistronic rRNA transcript (SSU-rRNA, 5.8S rRNA, LSU-rRNA)
Cellular component (GO): PeBoW complex; nucleolus
Molecular function (GO): RNA binding
Source: RefSeq, a predicted model, not a curated record